AUGGAACGAGCUGUAGCUGCGGUAGUAAGUGGCGCAAUGGGUUGCAAGAAAGCUUCAAUUCAAUUCCAGCUUCCACAAACUACAUUGGAAAGAUACGUGAAAAAGCGUAGGACUGACCCAAAUUCUGUGAUUGAUAAAACCGCUGGCAAAUAUCACUGUGUUUUUACUCAAGACCAAGAGGUAGAACUAGUUGUAUAUUUAAAGGAUAUGCAAAAGAGAUUGUUUGGUUUAACAUUAAAAGAACUCAGAAAGCUAGCCUAUCAAUUAGCGGUUAGGAAUGGUUGUGAGCAGUUUGAGGAAGCCUGA
Messenger RNA from Acanthoscelides obtectus, 306 nucleotides. NCBI's taxonomy places the organism in Eukaryota, Metazoa, Arthropoda, Insecta, Coleoptera, Chrysomelidae. The record is from the annotation of a GenBank genome assembly.